CCACUCUAGAAACCUAAAUAUAUCCUAAAACGACCAAAAACGCUACGAUGACCACUACCCACUUGACCAUGGCGGUGCUCCUGACUGCCCUCACCGCAACCGGGUACCCCACAGGCGGCCGGGACAAGCAGCACGCCUCCUGGGACGAGAUGAAUGUGGUGGCCCAUGGACUGCUGCAGCUGGGGCAGGCGCUGAAGGAGCACGUCGAUAAGAGUAAAGUCCAGAUGAGGGAGCUGAACGCGGGGUUGAGGAGCAUGAACGAGACCCUGAGGAACCUGGAGAUGGAGAGGGGGACUAGGCUGAGCGAGGCGAGCGGAGCUAAGGGCAAGGAGCUGAGCGACAGGGUGGAGAGGCUGGAGCAGAGGGUGGAGGAGGUGCUUGGAAAACCAAUGCCGGACAGUAACUCCAGUGAUGAUACAAAGGUGCCGCUUGUACAGAGGAUGAUGGCAGCACAGAACCGGCGCAUCGAUCAACUGAUGGAGAAGAUCAAGCAGCAGCAGGACAAACUGGAGAAGCAGAGUGUGCAUCUUCAGGCGCUCCAGAGCAAGGUUGGACAAAAGAGGAUGAAGUCUUUCAGGCGCAGACAUGACAUGAUGAUGCAGAACGAGGAGAAACAGAAAAAAGGUUUUGCCAAAGACUGCCAUGAAUUGUUCGUACAAGGUCAGAGGAAGACCGGUGUUUACACGAUCCAACCGGGCAACUCCAAACCCUUCAGUGUGCUCUGUGAGAUGACCCAAGCUGGUGGUUGGACAGUUAUCCAGAAACGCUUUGAUGGCUCCCAAAGUUUUGACCUGGCCUGGAACGACUACAGGAGAGGAUUUGGAAGCCUCACUGGUGAGUUCUGGCUCGGUUUGGCGCACAUCCACACACUGGCCAGACAGGGGCGCUACAUGCUACAGGUGGAGCUCUCCGAUUCGUCCAGGCAGAGUCACGUGAUAAGCUCGGAGUUCCAGCUGGAGGGAGAGGAGGGGCAGUUCUCGCUCCACCUUGGUCCAGAUUCGGAUGCCUCUCUGGGAGGACUCUUCAGUGCCCCUGGUUCCUCCGGGUUGCCUUUCUCCACACCUGACCGGGACAAUGACCUCAGCGCAGAGGACAACUGUGCUCAGAAACACUCAGGAGGUUGGUGGUUCAGCAGCUGUGGAGACUCUAACCUAAAUGGAGAAUUUCCCAGCAGCCUCGGCUCUUCCCGGAGCAUGUUCUGGACCACAUCAGGAGCAGUGUCAGCUCUGCGGUCCACUGUGAUGAAGAUCGCUCCAGUCUCCUCCAAACACUGACCCAAACCAAACACUGGCCCACUAUGACCUCUUAGGACCUCUUAUGCACUCUGAGGACUGGCAUAUAUUGUCACAUUGGCAGAUGAACCUUGUAUUUCCUCUGUGAGGGAGGAUCAUGCAUAAUAUUUAAUUCUGGGACUAUAUUAUAGU
Periophthalmus magnuspinnatus is the source of this 1424-nucleotide messenger RNA. Its product is annotated as angiopoietin-related protein 4-like. Lineage: Eukaryota; Metazoa; Chordata; Actinopteri; Gobiiformes; Gobiidae. Gene Ontology annotation, biological process: triglyceride homeostasis. Bases 48 to 1274 code for a protein of 408 amino acids. Gene Ontology annotation, molecular function: enzyme inhibitor activity. The record is from RefSeq and is a predicted model, not a curated record. The transcript is spliced from 7 exons.